AUGUCGAUUACAAAAGCCCUCGCAGUCUUUGCGCUCCUCGGCUCAUCUCUCGCCCUACCAGACAAAUUUAGACAUAACCAUGUUCGUGCUUCACAGUGCACACCAGCAACAGGUGGAUCUGCUUCAAUCGACGAUGUUCCCGCUAUCGCAUCGGCAAUCGCCUCAUGCGGCAAGGGAGGCACUAUUGUUAUCCCCGCCGACAAAACCUACUACCUGAACAGCCCACUGGACUUUGCGGGAUGUGUUGGCUGUGACUUCCAGCUAGAAGGCACCUUGAAAUUCAGCUCGUCGACAAAUGUCUGGAAGGGACAAACAGCAAUGAUCAAUAUCAAGAAUAUUGAUGGACUUAGACUCCGGUCUGUGACAGGCACAGGAGUCAUAGACGGAAAUGGGCAAAAUGCAUGGGACCUUUUCGCCAAAGACAGCAGCUACCGCCGCCCAACCCUCCUCUACAUCACCGGCGGCUCUAAUAUCGAGGUCUCAAACCUCCGCCAAAAGAACCCACCCAACGUCUUCAAUUCCAUCAAGGGCGACACCAAGACCGCGAAAUUCCUCAACCUAAAAAUGGACGCCAACUCUAAAAGCGACAAUGAGCCGAAGAACACAGACGGCUUCGAUAUUGGCGCCAGCACGGACGUGACCAUCAGCAACGUUCACGUUCAGAACGACGAUGACUGCGUGGCAUUCAAGCCCGGUGCGGACGGCGUCACAGUCAGGGACAUUACAUGCACCGGAAGCCAUGGACUAUCGGUGGGAUCGCUGGGCAAGAGUGCCAAGGACUUCGUGAAGAAUGUGUACGUGUCCGGCGCGACGAUGAUUAAGUCGACCAAGGCAGUGGGUAUCAAGACGUAUCCCACUGGUAACGGCCACGCCAUGUCGACAGUGAGCAAUGUUACCUUCACCGAUAUUGUGGUUGAUGGGUGUGACUAUGCAAUUCAGAUCCAGAGUUGCUAUGGAGAGGAUAAGGAUUACUGUGUGAAGAAUCCUGGAGAUGCGGAUUUGACGGACAUUGUUUUUGACAAGAUUAGUGGGAAGACUAGCGGAAAGUAUAAAGCUGUUACGGGCAGUCUUUCUUGUGGAGCUCGUGGGACUUGUGAUGUCAAGGUUAGCGCUUAUACUGUUGCGGCGCCAUCUGGGGGUGGUGAGGUGCAGUGUGCUAAUACCCCGUCGAAUUUGGGAGUGAACUGCACCCCAGGUGCCUCGGGCUGA
Messenger RNA from Penicillium samsonianum, 1209 nucleotides. Its product is annotated as putative extracellular exo-polygalacturonase. Gene Ontology annotation, biological process: carbohydrate metabolic process. Bases 1 to 1209 code for a protein of 402 amino acids. The transcript is spliced from 2 exons. Gene Ontology annotation, molecular function: polygalacturonase activity. The record is from RefSeq and is a predicted model, not a curated record. NCBI's taxonomy places the organism in Eukaryota, Fungi, Ascomycota, Eurotiomycetes, Eurotiales, Aspergillaceae.